UCAUAAAAGGAGGCCCAUACAGUUACUUCUGCAUUUUAAGCUUCAAACGGUGACAGCUGUACAUCAUGAUGAGAAGUGUGCUCAUCUUCGGGGUUUUGGCUGUGUCUUUCGUAUCAUGUGAAGGUGAAGAAGCCUACUUGGCAUCCUAUCAGGGAUGGGACUACUACAAAGUACGUGCUUCAGGGACGAUGACGUCAGCUAACAUCAAGAUCACGUGUGAAGCGGCUGGGUACGUCAUGCCCUGUCCUCAAGAACCAACGUGUCAGUAUACGCCCUCUACCUGUACAGACACAGGCCUAGUGGGUAUAAGAUGCGGUGGCCACCUAAUGGACGAAAUCUCCCAGGUUCUAAGUGGACAGAAUCCGAUCUAUUGCCCUGCAAUGGAGGGCAUAUUUACAUGCUUCCAUUCCAGUUCGUACGCAGGUGACGCUAUCGGUGUCCAGCCAAUCACCAGCCCAGGUAAUUGGUUCGAAGGCGCAGACUACAGCAACCAGUUCGCCUUCUGUGCAAAGGUUCUGAACGCUGACAAGUGCUUCCAACUGUCAGAGGAGCCCAAAGCCCACCAGGCUGCCGAGGGACAGUGUGUUACUCUGGGUGGAACUCUGGCCGGAGUGAAGACCGUGGCUGAACAGGAGUUCCUGGCUGACCAGGUCCGGCUGGGGACGGACGUGUCCCACUGGGUCGGUCUCAAAAACGGACAGGAACACUUCUUAUACACCGACCUAUCCACCAUGAGCUCUAACCUACGCUGGAUGUCCGGAAAGCCUGAACACCUGUGUGCGCUGCUGGAUAAGAACGGGAACUAUGACCUGAACGCGGACUUCUGUACGGAACAGUACAACUACGUCUGCGAGUCAGAUGUCGUCACCUGCAAGCAAAACGUCUGUCUGAACGGAGGAAACUGUACCUCCUGCUUCAACGAGACUUACGCCUACUGCGACUGCGCACCAGGGUUUGUGGGGAACCGCUGUGAGAUCAGUUACGGGCGUGCAGACGCAGACCUGUACCGCUGUGAGAGUUUCUCCUGUCCGUACGGCUGGUCCUGUCAGGACAGGGGACAGCUCUCCUUCAUGUGUGGCGCACAUGUCUAGAGUCCUACACGGACCUCGCAUGGAGAAAUGAGAACUUCAGAAGAGUCGCCUCCAAUGGCCGCACCGAACUCUUCCUUUAGUAUCUCUUCUGCCUAAUACUGCGCUGUUGGUACGGCACGUAGAUAUAGCGGAUGAUAAUAAAAGGCUUAAACCCAAUUUUUAUUUCAUUUGUAAUGUUUGUGCUUCGGUGAUUCCUGUGUUGUUACUUACAGACAUGUUAGCCUUGAGCCACCGU
Molecule: messenger RNA, 1326 nt
Organism: Branchiostoma belcheri (Belcher's lancelet)
Lineage: Eukaryota; Metazoa; Chordata; Leptocardii; Amphioxiformes; Branchiostomatidae
Product: protein lin-12-like
Exons: 7
Coding region: 66-1091 (341 amino acids)
Biological process (GO): cellular response to molecule of fungal origin; positive regulation of cell migration; phagocytosis, recognition
Cellular component (GO): cell surface
Molecular function (GO): pattern recognition receptor activity; (1->3)-beta-D-glucan binding
Source: RefSeq, a predicted model, not a curated record